AUGGUAGAGUUUGCUGCAGAGCCAGGGGACUUCCUGUCAUACUGGGUCCCUUCUGGCACAGGGCCUGGCCCAGUCUUGCAGAGCUCCACCCCGCGCCCGGCUCAGGGGGCCAAAGCCUGGGCUCAGGCAGGCUUCAACCGGAAGGCAGCGCCCUCUAGCGGUCAGAGUGCAGAAACAGCAGGGCUCUGCCUGCAUCACACCAGGAUGCUCACAAGCACCAAGUGUUUUUUGUGCAAGGACAAGUUUUGAGAUUGUUCCCCUGAGACAAGCUUGAAGCAACUGAGACUUAAAUAGGAUCCUGGGAGAGAUGGUAUUAGUGAAGUAUAAUCUCAGUUGGUGUUCACCAUAAACCAAGCUAUUCCAUUGGACAGUGAGACCUACCAAUGUUGUGCCAGAAGCCGCAAGCUGGAUAUCCACCUUCAGGGCCAUUUUUGUCUAUUAAUGGUACUGAAACAUAGAGGACACCUUGAGUUUGGCCACAGUAAAUGUGUUCUCAGCUCAGGUUUCCUGAGAGCAGUCUGGAUGAUGCUGUUCACCAGCCUGGUGACCCUUCAAGCUUUGUAA
Molecule: messenger RNA, 564 nt
Organism: Cervus elaphus (red deer)
Lineage: Eukaryota; Metazoa; Chordata; Mammalia; Artiodactyla; Cervidae
Gene: CD160
Product: CD160 molecule
Biological process (GO): regulation of adaptive immune response
Cellular component (GO): plasma membrane
Molecular function (GO): transmembrane signaling receptor activity
Source: RefSeq, a predicted model, not a curated record